Cladophialophora immunda is the source of this 2099-nucleotide messenger RNA. RefSeq lists its product as uncharacterized. Gene Ontology annotation, biological process: negative regulation of DNA-templated transcription. The record is from RefSeq and is a predicted model, not a curated record. NCBI's taxonomy places the organism in Eukaryota, Fungi, Ascomycota, Eurotiomycetes, Chaetothyriales, Herpotrichiellaceae. The transcript has 2 exons. Gene Ontology annotation, molecular function: DNA-binding transcription factor activity. Bases 479 to 1360 code for a protein of 293 amino acids.
GUCGCAUUCGCUGGGCCAGUUUAAGUUCUCACUCUGGUGUCUGGUGGUGUUUUCUUCAGAUCGACGUCAUCAUCCCAACCUAUCCGUGGUCUCCGUGGGUAGUCACCUGAGGCUGUGGGAGACGGGCACUUUGGCAGGGGACUUGACGUGUUUGGACUUUCGACUGGAUUGAAAGAGCCGCGGCAUAACGACUAAAAGGGCAUCCUCUUGAGGGGUGGAUUUGGCUCAGACUGGGUUCGAGAAGACAGAUUGAAUGCCAGGUCCAACGUUCCCGCCUGCGCAGGUAAAAAAGGCUUGGCGAAUCGCGGGCGGUGCUCCUCAUCUCCUGCCGUUAUCAAACUGCAAAUGCUUCAUGAAAUCCAUUCCAACCACCCUCUAACUGAUUGUCUUUCUCUUGAGUGCCUCUAGCCUACAGUCUCAAACUUUUUGUCUCUCCUUCGUAUCCCCAUUGUACACCGUCGUCUAGAGACCCUCGACCAUGAGCAGUGCGGAAGUUGCUGCUCUCGAAGGCGAAGUGAAGGAAUACAAACUACAACUGGAAACGGUCCAGCUGAGUCUGCAGAAUGACCCGGAUAACAGCGAAUUGCAGAGUCUCAGACAAGAACUUGAAGAAGUCAUUUCCCUUACCGAAUCUGCCAUUGCAGAACUAAAGCCUCCAUCAGCACCCGCUCCGCCUGCGCAGCCUGCGACGCCGCCAGUGAAAGAAAAAUGGUCUAAAGAGAACCACCCUGCGUACCAGGCGGGUUACCGAAAGCCAGAGGUCGAGUCGGAAGAAACAAGCAGUCCCACGGCUUUCGCUGUCAACGACACGGUCUCGGCCAGAUGGAAAUCCGGCGAUGGUGGAUACUAUACAGCGCGCAUCACAUCCAUCACAGGCUCAUCCAGUGACCCAGUCUACCUCGUAACAUUCAAAAACUACGGCAAUACAGAAACACUCAAAGCGAAGGACAUCAAGCCGUUGACCAAUGAAGCCAGGAAGCGCAAGGCUGAUGGAAUGUCAGGAUCAUCCACCCCAGUCUCUCCGCCAUCGAAUCCGAAUGUCAUCUCGGCUGCCGCCAGCGUCGAUCCCGCUCUCGCGCAACAGGCCCGCCGUGAACCAAGCAAAGUCAGCGACGGGCCCAUUCGACCAGCGAAGAUACCUCGCAAAGUCAAGGCAAACAAGGAGCUGGAAGCCGGUAAAUCAAAAUGGCAAGAUUUUGCGGCCAAGAGCAAGGCUGGGAAGAUGACCAAGAAGGAUAGCAUGUUCCGCACAGGCGAAAGUGUUAAAGCUAGAGUGGGCUUUACCGGCAGUGGCCAUGAGAUGCGCAAAGAUCCUGCGAGAACACGACACAUUUACCAGCAAGGGACCCAAGAUGAAUGAAGAUGACUUUGGGAGGCCAUCUUGAAUCUGUCUUUGCCCAGUAUCUAUCUUGCUUGCUUUCAGCGUUCAUGGGUUUUAUGAGGCAAACGCUGACGGGAAGGCAAAUUGCAGAUUCAGCCAUCACCUCCACGGGCGAUGUACGGGACGGGCCUGGCGUAGAUUUAUCACGAGACAAGUAUCUUCCUUGUUGGUAUUAUGACAGUCUCUGACCUAUGGAUUUCUCCUUUGCAGGAUAGCAACUCGGCAUUGACGCUGAGUUCUACUGAUGACUGCCACAGCUAACGGAAUUGUCACAUACCGUCAGCUGUCCUUGAUUCUCACCGAGAUUGCGCAUCCUGCAUAAAUACCCAUUACAUUAGCCAUGCUAGGCGUCGCGGGAAUCCAGAAUUGGCCUUUCUCGUGUGCUGGGGCAUUAUAUCGCACUCUGCCAUGCACUGUUCUUGAGGGAUGCUUUGGUAAACGCAAGCCUAGCUGCUGGUUCUCGCUUCAUGAGCCAGAGGUUCAUGUUAGCUUGCAUAUGGUUUUCCAAAGGCCGCGCCCUCUUCGUAUCUGCAGGCCCGUUCUCUUGCGCAGGAGAUGUUUGCUGCCUACAGGUUCACGGGCUGUGCAUAUCAUGUCUUAUGUUUGAGGCACAGUCGGUCCGGUCGUCCAGCAUAUGCGCUCCUGAUCUGAGUAGAUGUGGGCGUAAACAGUAUCCUCUUGUUCAUAAUCCACCCUGAAUUCUAAAGCUGCUCACGAC